Osmerus eperlanus (European smelt) is the source of this 2069-nucleotide messenger RNA. RefSeq names its product dynactin 2 (p50) (gene dctn2). NCBI's taxonomy places the organism in Eukaryota, Metazoa, Chordata, Actinopteri, Osmeriformes, Osmeridae. The record is from RefSeq and is a predicted model, not a curated record. The coding region runs from base 192 to 1403 and encodes 403 amino acids. The transcript is spliced from 14 exons. Gene Ontology annotation, cellular component: dynactin complex; cytoplasm; centrosome. Gene Ontology annotation, biological process: mitotic spindle organization.
ACCCUCCUGUCAGACUGAAGUUAGCGUUAGUGAACGACAACAAGCUAACGACGUCAGCCCUGCAACCAGCCUGAGAUACACUAUUCUGCAGCGCUGUGUUCAGACAGCCGAGCGACACCUGAAACAAUUGUGGAAAGUCAGCUGUAAUUUAUAUAGUUACAUCCACUGGCUUCGUUCCUGCACCCUCAACAAUGGCUGAUCCUAAAUACGCCAAUUUGCCAGGAAUCGCCUCAAACGAGCCCGAUGUGUAUGAGACCAGCGACCUUCCAGAGGAUGACCAGGCACAGUUUGAGUCGGAAGAGCUGUGCAGUGACAGUGUGGAGAGGAUCGUGGUCAAUCCCAAUGCAGCGUACGACAAGUUCAAGGACAAGAGGGUCAGCACCAAGGGACUGGACUUCUCAGACCGCAUCACCAGGAGCAGGAGGGUGGGAUAUGAGUCUGGGGAGUUUGAGAUUCUGGCGGAGGGUUGUGGGCUGAAGGAGACCCCCCAGCAGAAGUACCAGCGUCUGGUCAACGAGAUCCAGGAACUCAGCCAGGAGGUGGAGAACAUCCAGGCCACCACUAAAGAGAGCAGUGCAGAGGAGAAGCUGACCCCGGGUGUUCUGGCCCAGCAGGCCGCCCGGCUGAAGCAGCAGCUGGUGUCCGCUCACCUGGACUCCCUGCUGGGGCCCCAGGCUCACAUCAACCUGGCCGACCCCGACGGAGCACUGGCCAAGCGCCUGCUGACCCAGCUGGAGGCGGCGAGGGGGUGUCGUGUGGGGGGGCCCGGGGAGGCCAAGGCCCCGGCAGCACGGGGGCCAGAUGGGGUGGUCCUGUACGAGCUCCACAGCCGGCCAGAGCAGGAGAAGUUCACAGAGUCUGCCAAGAUGGCAGAGCUGGAGAAACGUCUAGCUGAGCUGGAGACUGCUGUUGGCUCCGGAUCAGACAAACAGGGCCCUCUCAGUACUGGAGUUCAAGGAGCCAGCCUGAUGGACACCAUGGAGCUGCUGCAGGCCCGGGUCAGUGCUCUGGACUCGGCCACUCUCGACCAGGUGGAGGCCAGACUGCAGAGCGUUCUGGGGAAGAUGAACGAGAUCGCCAAGCACAAGGCUGCCAUCGAGGACGCUGACACCCAGAACAAGGUGUCCCAGUUGUACGACACGGUCCAGAAGUGGGACGCCAUGGCAACCUCCCUCCCUCAGGUGGUCCAGAGGCUCAUUGCUGUCAAAGAGCUGCACGAGCAAGCCAUGCAGUUUGGCCAGCUGCUGACCCACCUGGACACGACUCAGCAGAUGAUCAACAACUCUUUGAAGGACAACGGCACACUGCUGACUCAGGUCCAGCACACCAUGAAGGAGAACCUGCAGUCCGUCCAGGAGAACUUCUCUGCUCUGGACCAGAGGAUGAAGAAGCUGUCCAAGUAACUGUGUGUCUCCAGUCCACCAGGAGAGAGGAGCAGUAGCCUCCUUCUCCUCCGCCUUGGUCACCAAGAGCGGAGGAGUUAACAUUUGGAAGUUAACGGGGAGGGGGGGGGUUGAUCAAAAACAGAGACCAAAUGUUCUUAUUAUUAAAGCUACACCCUCUCACUCCUUUUCGAUUUGAUAUCCACCCAUCGAUGCGUCACUCUCUCACUAUACUGUAAACACGCCACUUCUGUUCCCCUCAUGCUUGUUUUAGUCUGUGUUCCCCUGAGGCUCCUCCCACUUCCUGCCCAUGCCCCUCCCCUGACCCCCCCGCCUCGUGUGUUCAGAGGACGGAGAGGCUGAAGGAGAGGCUGAAGGAGAGGCUAAAGGAGAGGCUGCUCUCUCACACUGGAGCGAGACUGUCUUGUCUGUCACCAUGCACAAACGCCAACACCUGCUCUCUCAGACCGAGAGUCUUAGGCUGUCUGUGUUCCUGGACGGUGUGUCAGGGCAAGCCACUAACGGGAGCUUGUAAAUACGCCUGCGUACCUUAAAUGUGUCACUUGGUCUCUUGUAUCUAAUGUAUUAUUAUGACUGGGAGGGGGAACGCCACAGGAAAACUUUUAAUCUGCGUUGUCGGACUGUGUUGGAGCUCUGUGGAAAUGAAAUAAAACAUGCUUUAAACAA